Molecule: messenger RNA, 5095 nt
Organism: Thamnophis sirtalis
Lineage: Eukaryota; Metazoa; Chordata; Lepidosauria; Squamata; Natricidae
Source: RefSeq, a predicted model, not a curated record
GAAUAGAAGAGUUUGAAGGGGCUUUGGAGGUCUCCUAGUCCAACCCCUUGUUCAGGCAGGAAGCCCUGCACCAUUUCCGACCAACAGUUAUCUCUCCAAACAGCUCUUCCUGGAGCGCAGGUGGGAUUGCAAACUUUGAUUCGCCUGCAAUGUGCAUCCUUUCCAUCCUCCUAAUCUUUUCUCCGUUCGCCUUACAGCUGGGAUUCACCGACCUGAACUUGGCCGAGUUUGCAGGCUCGGGGCUGACUGUCCGAUGCUGCUUGUUGGAAGGAUACGACACGAAGAACACCAGACAGGACAACUCCAUCCUAAAGAACCGGACCAGAACUUAUCAAGUCCAGAAGAAGUGUUUCAUUCCGGACACUCACGAAAUUCAAGCUAUGCCAGCCAGCAGUCCAAAAUCUCUGGAUACAGCACGGAGCACUCCCGAUCCUCCAGCCUCUCAGACCUGACCCACCGCCGGAACACGUCAACCAGCAGCAGCGCUUCCGGGGGUCUCAGUAUGACGGUCGAAUGCCCGGAGGGUGAACGGGAGCACAGGUUGGAGAAGCCUCCGAGACCUCCCAGGCCCAACCUUUUAUCGGACAGAUCUUCUCGAUAGUAACCUGAGGCUGUUUGUGAGCCGAGAUGGCACGACGACCCUAAGCGGGAUUCAGCUAGCAAACAGAGUUUCGUCUGGAGUUUACGAGCCAGUGGUCAUCGAAACCCAUUAAAUGUGAAUUAGAUGGGUGGUCGUCGUCCUUCCGUCCGUCCCCCACCCCCCGAUGGAAACUUGUCUCAGCAUUUUGGGUGGGUGGUCCUUUCCUCCCCACCCCACCACCCCAUUUUUCUUUUCUUCCUUUCUUUUUUAGUCUUCUCGGCACAUAACAUUCCAGGCAGGACUUCUCAAAUUUUUAUUUUUUGUGGGGAUCCAAGCACUCCACACCUGCCCAGAGGUACUUCAAAAACAGGCACUUUAGGUGGGAUCUGGGAAGGUGUAACAUCGACGAUCUUCAGAAGGACGUCAGAUCAACGUCCGCAUGCAACGGCUCCCUCGGAGGGACGGCAACUCUUGUGCCGAGCGCCACAGUUCGGCGAGCGUGGCUUGACCAAUCCUUUCUCCGCCACCUAGUUUACUGUGAACACUUCCCUCUCCCGUCCAAGGAAGCCUCAAAUGGGAAACGUUGCUAGUCAGGACCGUCGCGAGGAUUCAAGAGCUGGGUUGACCCGCAUCUCCUCUCUUGCAUUGAUCCCUCCCGAGGGCUGAGACCCAAGGAACGGAGGGCCAGCUUACGCCACCGCUUUGAACCGGAAGUCCUCCCCACGUCCUUGUCUUUCAUAGGAAGCCCCUGGUGUGUUUUUGGCCUCCUCAAAAUCCUCCUUUCAAGCAUCCGUGAGCCAUGGAAAGCUUUGCAGAUGUUGAAUGCCACUGUAGCUUGUAGUCCUCCUUCUCCUGCAGGACAAGGAAGGGGGAUGAUCUUGGCCAGCUGCCAUGCACGGCGUGACUCUUGAAGAAGCUCAGAUAUGCCCAGGAAAAGAAAGUUUGGACUUUCCUCAAUGAGAACCGCUCUUGAAUUUUUUCAUUAUUUUUUUUAAAGAACAAUUGUUUGGGGUGACACACAUUCCCUGCUUGCAAGGUGGAGAGAAGUUCUGUGUUCACUUGGUAGUAGAGUAGAAGAAUAUCCCCUAUCAGUUCCAACAGCGUUGCCUUCCAGAUGCAAAAUACAUUGGGUUAGGGUUCUCCUCGCUUGGGUUUUGAUUUGAAACCAAAGGCCUUGAGCAUCGAGAAGGUAUCCGGGUCCUUCUUUUCCUCCUGCCCAAGCGUGGUGGAGAAGUUUCCAUCACGACAGGCCAACAUGCUCCCCAAUCCCUUGCUCUCCCCAUAGAGUGUGUGGAGUCUGUGAUGAGUCCAAACUCCAUAAGCAAUGAAAUGGGGAGAGUAGCAUCAGCGAUCAUCACUCAACUGUGUGUCCUCAACUGAGUUCUUCCACGUUUGGAAGGCGGGGGUGGGGGAACCCCUGGAUUUGUCUUUCCAUCGGAUGGAGUCUUUUAUUGCCCUCUCUCCAUCCAGAUGUUGAGAUUUGUGUAGGGAACACAGCAAGCUUUAGGGCUUGGUGUAGAAGCAGUGAAGCUUAUUAGCUGUUUUUCCCCACGUUGUGUUCUUGCGUUGGUCGUCUGCAAGCUACAGCUAGAAGACCUGGGCAGUUUCAUCCUAGGCAUAGGGUGUCCCCCCAACCCCACCCUUCACUUGUUGCUUUUAGGGGGGAGAGAGACUCAGGUUUUCCCCAUUUCAAGAAAGUAGCUUGCCCUUGAUAGAGGCACCAGUUGAAUGGAUUCACACCUACAUUUCACGUGGUUUAGUAAUGGUUUGAGGGUGUCAUCUCCCCCACAUGCCUUUAGACGAGUGACUGCUCUAAAACAAGAGUGUGCAAAUGGAAUUCAGAACAGGAUCAGGAAUUGGGGAGAGGGGCACACACGGACAUCAAAGGCCAGCCCUGUGGUCCCUUGAGUGGUAGCAAAGGAGUCAUCAGUGGUGAGGAUCUGCCAGAAGUUGGGUUCUUCACCCAACCACUGACCAGAACCCUCCUCUCCUAUCUCAGCUGAGCUAGCCAAGGUUUGUAUGAGUUGAAGACUCCAACCCAGCUCGAGGCCGCUGGGUCGAGCAGAUCAGAGAGCCUCAAACCCUCCCUGACCAUCUCAGGCCGAUCCUGAUCUUCAGCAAAGAGGAAAUAACUUGGGAACGGCCUAGAAUCUCCAGGAUAGACCUGGGAAACUUCCAUCUGAAAGUUGGUGGCCUUGUGAAAUCCUUGCACCACCAUGUCAGAAGAGGUCCUCUGGAGCUUUUCUUGAUACCACCAUUCAUACGUGUGGUUUGCUAAGAAGGACCUGAUGAAUUGGAAGAAGCCGAAGCUUCUUGAGAUACCUCUGUUGGUCUCCAGUGGCCUGUCCCACCAACGAAUGGGUGAGGCAGUAGAGCUUGAUAUAUGGUGUUUUUUUCCCCUGGUGGGCAAAUUCUGUUCUCUAAAGAUAUUGGUCACACCUAAGCCAAACACUAUCUGGGACAAUUAACCAAAAGAGACCAAUUGAGAAAUGGUUGUUUUUCAUUUGACCUCCUUACACCACGGUUAAACUUCUUUCUCCUCCCCUUUUGAUUUUUUUUGAAAUCUAUUGAUUUUUUUUUGUCGUUGAUCAACCCAGCAGGCUGGUGUAACGUUGUGAAUUUUGGAGGGAGGUGUGGGGGGGUGUUGUUUAAAUCAUUGUUUCAUUGCUUAUAAUAGUAUGUUGUUGGGCUGUUGUUUUAUAACUAUGUCUUAAUUUGAGCAGGGAGAGAGGGAAGGAACCAGAGUUUCCACUUCUCUAGUUUCUCGGCUUCGUUGCGUUCCUUUGACAUUUUUUUUGGGGGGGGGGGUAGCACUCGCCCAUCCAACUGGGAUCAAAAGAACCAAGAGGCGGCAGAACUUCAAAACGGCACCCCCGAUUGAAGGAAGAGGGCACAGCUGGAUUCUGUUCUCCUUCCGCACAUGGUGCCAAAUAUAUCGACUCGUUUUGGGCUUGGUUCUGCAGCAAGGAAAAAAUAAACCCUCUUGGAUCUUUGGAGCAAAAGUUCUCAAGAGGAGCUAUUUUUUGGGAGAGGCGAGAAAACACUCCACAAACACACACAAAGGCCCCCCCUCCAAUUUUGCAAAAAAAAUGAGACCACGAGAGUAAUUCAUUUCCCAUGAAGAAUUUGACGAUCCCAUUGCAAAGAAAGCAUCUGUGUAGCUUGGUGCAAAACUAGCACGCUUCUCAGUCCCGUCCCGUAGCGCCUAAUCUCUUCAGAAAAUUUAUUCCCCUUUUUAUUAUUAUUAACACUGCUUUUAAUAGUUUGGGUCUCCGCAGUGACCCACUCCCAAAUGGCUUGCUUGCUUCUUUUUAUGAUAAUGAUGAUGAUGAUGAUGCUUCCUUCUGCAGUUCAAGUUCCCCCUUUGUAAAAAAUAAAAGUUUUAAAAGGAAAAAAAACGAAGUAAAACUUGAUCGAGGCAGCUGGGCUGCACUCAUGCUUGUAAAACCUCUGGAAGGUUAUCUCCUCCCAUUCCCGCUAGGUACGGAUCAGGACGCCCCCUCCUGGAGAGGGGAUCCACUGGAGAGCAGAUCUCUCCUUCAGGUGAUCUCAGGACCAGUUAGAAGAAAAUGCCAUUUCCCCAUAAGCAAGUUGGCUACCUUCUUUCUUAGGCUCUGUAGACAGAGCUGGUCUUUCUUAACGAGGCACAAUAAUUUCUCUUGACACCCAAACUUUGGGACUGUCUGGUUUUCCCCCUUGAAAAAAAAAUAAAUCUGAUUUUCCCCACCUAAGCCAACUUCAAAGCUGCAUAACCUUCCCCUCUUCCCUCGCCAGCUUCUAAGGACAAAGAUCCUUUUGCCCUGACUCCCAAAAUCAAACGAACUUGGAAUGUAAAAGAAUAAACUCGAAUAAAUUCUUCACCGUGCUUUAAGAAAGUGACAUUUUCUUAAGUUUGCCGUUGCUUUUUAAGCCCAUAUUUUUCAGGGGGUUGUUAAGAAGAGAGAGAGAGAAAGAAAAGAGAUCGCGUUUUAUUUUCUUGGAAAGCGAACGAAACUUUUUAAGAGAUUCGAAAGGCGCACGCGAUUUAUAUUCAGAUAUUUCUAUUAAGCAGGAAAUAUAUUUUUGGAAGAGAGAGAAAAAAAACCCAGGACUAUGCAAAAAUUUAAGGUAGAGAAUUGCCGGAAGAGAUAGUUUUGAUGUGUUCUGAACUUUGAAAUCUGAAAAGUAGAUUAAAACUCAAAUCCUUAAAAAGCAUUUAUAGAAAAGUUUUUUUUUUUAAAAAAAAUUCCUUCCACCCACCCCUGUUCUCUGUUUCCAAAUAUGUUUUCAAAAAGUGUUGAGCCCAGAGAAGAAUCCGUCAUAGAUCUGCACAUUCCCCCGUUUUAACUCGUUCUUCUAGUAUUUAUCAUUUUUUGUAUUGGAUGCUGUGCUGUCUUUGAUUCAAACAGUUUUGUAUUCUCUGUUACCUGGUAGAAAAGCCACAGUUAUAAAAAAGAAGAAAAAUCACUAUAAAAUCAAAUGUCGUGACGGUUUUGGAGGGGCAGAAAUAAAGAUUGGGUUUUCUUUGGUACAUCA